GGGAGAGGCGCGGCGCUCCGUGGCCCGUGCAGGACUGGAAACCACCUGUAUGGAUGACCACGGCCCCGGCGUGAUCGACUCGCCCUCGAGCCCCAGGAGCAGGCGCAGCACCGGCGCAGCGGACAACCGGGGUGAUGAGAGCAUGACGGUGGAGAACAUGCUGGAGGAGUCCGCCGCGCUGUCGGCGCCUUACCUGUCCGUGGACAGAUACGAGCGCGGCCGCCACGGCUGCUGCGAGCGCGUGGUCAUCAACAUCUCGGGGCUGCGCUUCGAGACGCAGCUGAAAACUUUCAACCAGUUCCCAGACACGCUGCUGGGGGACCCCAGGAAGAGGAUGCGCUACUUCGAUCCGCUCAGGAACGAGUACUUCUUCGACCGGAACCGACCCAGCUUCGAUGCCAUCCUCUACUACUACCAGUCCGGGGGGCGCAUCCGGAGACCCGUCAACGUGCCCAUUGAUAUUUUCUCGGAGGAGAUCCGCUUCUACCAACUUGGGGAGGAGGCCAUGGAGAAAUUCCGCGAGGACGAGGGUUUUAUCAAAGAAGAGGAGCGAGUUUUGCCCAAAAAUGAUUUUCAAAAGCAGGUUUGGCUUCUGUUCGAGUACCCGGAGAGUUCGGGUCCCGCAAGGGGGAUCGCCAUCGUGUCCGUGCUUGUGAUUUUAAUCUCCAUAGUGAUCUUCUGCAUGGAGACUCUGCCUGAAUUCCGGGAUGAGAAGGACGCGACGGUGGCGCCGCCGGUGAAUGGCACCGUGACGCGCGCCUCGAACCCCUUCACUGACCCCUUCUUCGUCAUAGAGACCCUCUGUAUCAUUUGGUUUUCCUUCGAGCUUCUCGUCAGGUUCUUCGCCUGCCCCAGCAAAACUUGCUUCUCCAAAAACAUCAUGAAUAUCAUCGACAUCGUGGCCAUCAUCCCCUACUUUAUCACUCUGGGGACGGAGCUGGCGGAGACUGAGAACAACGGGGGGCAGCAGGCGAUGUCGCUCGCCAUCCUGAGGGUGAUCAGACUGGUGAGGGUCUUUCGCAUCUUUAAGCUCUCACGACACUCGAAGGGUCUCCAGAUUUUGGGACAGACGCUCAAGGCGAGCAUGCGGGAGCUCGGACUCCUCAUCUUCUUCCUCUUCAUCGGAGUUAUUCUCUUUUCCAGCGCGGUUUACUUCGCAGAAGCGGACGAUCCGACGUCCAGUUUCAGCAGCAUCCCGGACGCCUUCUGGUGGGCGGUGGUCACCAUGACCACGGUGGGAUACGGGGACAUGCAUCCCGUGACUAUAGGGGGCAAGAUUGUGGGGUCGCUGUGCGCCAUAGCGGGGGUGCUGACCAUUGCCUUACCGGUGCCGGUGAUUGUCUCCAACUUUAACUACUUUUACCACCGGGAGACGGAUGGAGAGGAGCAUCCUCAGUAUGUGCACACGGAGAGCUGUGACCACCUCACCCCGGAGGAGAGGAGGGGGUCGUGCAGCUCUUCCUCCCUCAGCAAGUCUGAGUACAUGGUGAUAGAAGAGAGCAUCCACGGUGCGUUCAAACAAACCAACUUCAGCACCGAGAACAACCAGAACUGCGUUAACAUCAAGAAGAUCUUCACAGACGUGUAAAUAACAGCCCAAAGGGCGGAUGGUGACGGGGCUUAAUUAUGAAAGCACUUCAUCAUAGGGGCCGCUUUAUUUAUUUAUUUAUUUUUAUCUAAUAAUUCAUGUCCUUGUUAUGAAUGGAGUAUCAUACCCUGGGUACUUUUGUGCAGACAGCGCCUCAUUAUUAUCAAAAUCAAAUACCACUUGUUGAAAAAUCUGUAACAAGUGGCCAGAAAAUAGGUCAAAACAGAACGUCAAAAAUUACAUUCACAGUUUGAAGUACUGAUCAUUUACCCCUAGUUGUCCUUCCUUGUAAAAUGUCACCAAAAAUAUCAAGUCUAGUGAAAGUAUAUAUAUAUAUAUAUAUAUAAGUCAAUAAAACACCUAAUUAUGAGGCUUUUUUUUCUUUUGUGCCAUUUAAAUAAACGUAGAAAAAUAAAGAAAUAAAGAAAUCAGUGUUAUGGGUUCAUAAAGAGACCCCUAUCAUGAAGUGUUUACAAAUGCUAAACUUCGUACAUAUCUCUGGUCGAAUGCUGCGUCAGUGUCCAUUUUAACAAGCGAUUUAUAGCUUUUUCAUUCCAAACGUUAACCAAAUGUAUCUACUGAAGAGAAAAAGUAUUUAUUUAUAUUUAAAAAUAAGAUUGUUUAAAUGGAUAUUUCUGUCGCGUCAGCACCAGGCAAGCAUAUCUUGGUGUCAAUAAUGAGAAAGAAUCAGCACCAGCUGUCGUGAAGAUGUUGAAGUAUAUAGUUCUAUAUAUAUAUUGUGUGUUGAGGUUAUAUUGAAUAUCAUAACCUGUUGUCUUGUCUAGAUUAUUUAUCAGGUAUAUAACAACAGAGUGGUGUGGAUCAAUAUCAUAAGUUGUUUUUUGUAAAAAUGUAUUUUUAUUCAGAGUUGCCUA
Molecule: messenger RNA, 2463 nt
Organism: Synchiropus splendidus (mandarinfish)
Lineage: Eukaryota; Metazoa; Chordata; Actinopteri; Syngnathiformes; Callionymidae
Product: potassium voltage-gated channel subfamily A member 3-like
Exons: 1
Coding region: 50-1588 (512 amino acids)
Biological process (GO): protein homooligomerization; potassium ion transmembrane transport
Cellular component (GO): membrane; voltage-gated potassium channel complex
Molecular function (GO): delayed rectifier potassium channel activity; protein binding
Source: RefSeq, a predicted model, not a curated record